Messenger RNA from Orbicella faveolata, 2765 nucleotides. Its product is annotated as Golgi-associated plant pathogenesis-related protein 1-like. Gene Ontology annotation, cellular component: extracellular region. NCBI's taxonomy places the organism in Eukaryota, Metazoa, Cnidaria, Anthozoa, Scleractinia, Merulinidae. The record is from RefSeq and is a predicted model, not a curated record.
GAUCGUUAAAUCCAGGAAAAGCUAUAGCAAUGGCCAUCUGCCCUAUCAUUGUCGGUUCAUUUUAUUACUUAGCACGCGCUCUUCAUGCGUGACGUGGUGACUGAAUCUGCGCAGUAAGGAUGCGCAGAAACAAUUAGCGCGAACUUCCUUAAACUAAUUUUUUUAUCUAAUUUUAAGCAUGUUGUGAGGUUUAUAAAUUCUAAGUUUUUUUUAUUAUAUUUAGCAGGGCCUCUAUUGAGCUGACAGAGUUAUCCUGAAAAAAUGAAGGUUUACUUACUUAGUCACUGAUUAAUGUAGUAUGCUCGUCCAUUCUAGUCUCGUGGCUAUAAAAUAAUAACGUUUUUGCAUGCCACCUUAAUUUGAUUAAUUUUAAAAGAAAUAUUUCUUCAUUGAAAGGUCACAUAAUCUGAAAUGACGCAGCAAACAGCCAACUAUCAAUGGCUCGUUAGACCAUAGUAAUAUGGAAAUGGCCAAUAAUAGUUAGCCACGGCCGUGUAAAAUUUUGUAACCGUAAUAGCGAUGUAAUGAAAUUGUAUUUUCCUUUUCGUCCCGAUGCAUGGGACUGAAAUAUUUGUGCACGUUUUGGAAAUGUAAACAGAUUUUCAGCUGGAUGUAAAUUUGUAUAAAGGAAUGUAAAACGACUGUCAGAUGACGGUUGACAGGACAACUACAUAUGAUUUAUAUGAUUUAUAUGUCAAACAUUAAUAAUAUAAUGACGUGAUGAGAAUAAAGAGAACAAUGUUGAGAAAAUGAUUUUAAGAUGAUUUGUUACAAGCUUGUAACGUUUCAAAAUGUAAGGGGAGAGUCAAUGAAUAACAUUAUCAUUUUUUUGUAAUUCAUGAUUGUCAUAAUCAAAGAAUCAGACAUGGAGACGCGCCCAUGGGGGUGCUUGUAGUUCGUUUUAGGGGUUAAGAAAGCGUGUUUGGUACGUCUUUGAGUGUUGUGCCUCAAAAGGUCCACAGCAGGAGCUUUAGCGGUACCUUUUAGGGCACUAAGCCGAAAAAAGUAUGACAGGAGAUAAAAUUUCAAGCCAAGCCCACAAAACUGGAUCCUGGCACCUCUUAGGGGUUCUUUUCAAAAAUUCCGACGAGCAUCCCCACCCUUUAUAUAUGGAAGUCUCUCCGCCCCCUCCCCACCACUUUCUCCCAGGGAGACGUGUUUCCACUUUUAGUGGCUUUUACAUUUGUACUCCGUCUAGCUCUCUACACACUGCGUUCGCGCUUUUUCGUCUAUGCAGCCGAAGAUAGUCUAACCUUUACUUGUCUCCUGAUUUAGUCUCGUUCGCAAUUUACGUUAACGUUUGCGUUUCAAUCCAAAUGACGUCAUGGGAUUUUCCAAGUCAAAUCACAACGUGCAUUUCGAAAUCUUCAAUCUUGCACAAAUGAAUGCACUGCUUCGAUCUAAAACGUAACACGAAGACAACGCAUAUAUAUGUACAAGCUGUGCAGUUCUUUGGAUACUUGAAAAUUGUCGUCUAAAAAGUGGACUCGCUGCACUUAAGGGGUUAUUACUUAGAGACCCACAUGAUAUGGAGCUGCUUUUCUGAGAUUCUUUGCUUAAUAAUAACAACUUUGUUGUCUGAUCUGCUCACCGAGGGAGGACAGUUGCCACCUGUCCUCCCUCCCCUCCCUUAUAAAGGCUAAAGCAGCGCAUACAUUACCAUUUCACUUUGAAUACUGUCCACUAAUGCCACAUGUGCAAGUGUAAGAAACAAGAUGCUCUAAAUAAACACUCUAAAUAAACACUGUAUGAAUGUGCCAAAUGAAACAUUUGCGUAGAUUGACAGAACGUGCAAUUGAGAGCUAUUGCGCCGCAUACCACUCACGGAAAAGACAAAGAAACAUUUUGCGCAACAAAACAACCUGCGCGCAAAAUGAUCACAUUUAGCAGUCUUGGAUUUCUUUGUAGGCUGAUAACGUGUAUCAUUACUGUGCAGAAUGCAGGUUCUUUGAACUGUAAACAGCAGUCACUGUUAUGGCAUAAUUACUACAGAAACAUUCAUCAGGUUGGCAAUGUAACAUGGUCAAGUAAGCUGUUUAAAAAAGCCAGGACAUGGGCGGUUUAUUUGGCCAAUAACAAUCUAUUUAUCCACGAAAAAGAUGAUCCUGGAAAUCUUUUCCUGUCUGCAGGAAAACCUAAAGAACCAUGCGCCAGGGCUGUCCAGCUAUUUUACACUGAGGAGAAAAACUACAAUUACAAGACGCCGGAGGUCUUUAAUGGUGCCGGGCACUUCACUCAGGUUGUUUGGAAAAACACGAAGGAAAUUGGCGCAUUCAGCAAAGAAAGAAACGACGGUAAAACUGUCGUGGUGGUCAAAUAUUCUCCCCCUGGAAACGUCCAGGGUUAUUUCGCUAAAAACGUCUUCCCUCCGAGAAAGCCGACAACAGUGACAAGACCUACGAUUACAAAAACUGAUAACUCGACGGUCACUACCCUUACUUCACCAGGACCGAAACCAGACGUUAGAGCAGGUGCCAAGAGUGUAAAAGGCAGGAGAGGGAUACAUUUUGUUAUGCAGUUCGGACUCUUAGGUUUUUUGAUUAUUAAGACACUUUACGUGGAUUGAAACGUGAAAUAACAUUCCAAGUUUUAGCAAGCGGAAGGUUCUAACCUUGUGAGAAAAAAGCUUUGAUAUUCAACUCGUAACAAUUCUAAACUGAUGAUGACUCUACUGUCUCUAAUUAACUAAUUGUUGCUCAGCUUUGAAUAAAUAGCAGUAUUUAGAGAAGAAGCCACAUCAGCCCCAGCUGGUUUUCACGCGGAUC